CUAUGACGGUCUAAUUCAUGCGCAGUCUUUUCGGACACGUCGACGCUUCACCAUCUCCCAAUCACAACUUACUCUAAAGUUCGGUCAAAUGAAAUUGCUAUCUGCACUCAGCUUCCUUGCCUUUCCGUUGCUCUUGGUACUCGCAGCGGAAGCUCCCACUGAACUUGAGAUCAAUACUACAUUCUCACCAGAUGAAUGUACACUGAAAGCCGAGAGCGGUGACUAUGUCAAAGUGCACUACACUGGUACUCUGUUCUCAAAUGGAAACAAGUUUGACUCGAGUGUUGACCGCGGAAAGCCUUUCGAACUGAAACUCGGAGCUGGGCAAGUCAUUAAAGGAUGGGACGAAGGUCUCCAGAACAUGUGCAAGGGGGAGAAGCGCACGCUAACAAUUCCGCCUGAGAAGGCAUAUGGACCACGAGGCUUUGGUAAUGUUAUUCCACCAAAUUCAGUCCUCGUCUUCGACGUGGAGCUUAUCGAUGUGACGAGAAAGGCAUCCAAAGAGGAACUAUAGGCAUUCUAUUCUUAUUCGUGAAAUAUAUGUUCUCUGCGCGGAUAUGAAAAAAUGAUUCCC
This is a messenger RNA of Fomitiporia mediterranea MF3/22, 574 nucleotides long. RefSeq lists its product as uncharacterized. Lineage: Eukaryota; Fungi; Basidiomycota; Agaricomycetes; Hymenochaetales; Hymenochaetaceae. The transcript is spliced from 5 exons. The record is from RefSeq and is a predicted model, not a curated record. Gene Ontology annotation, molecular function: peptidyl-prolyl cis-trans isomerase activity. Bases 89 to 514 code for a protein of 141 amino acids. Gene Ontology annotation, biological process: protein peptidyl-prolyl isomerization.